GGGCGCGAGGGCGCGGCGGGGCAGCGUCGCGCGCGCGGAACCGCCGCCGGGUUGCUCCUCCGCAACUCUCCCGGAGCCGUUUGUGUCCCUGCCGGAGCCCGGAGCAGACUGAUUUUCGAAAAUGCCAAGUAGGAAAUUUGCCGAUGGUGAGAUGGUGAGAGGUCGAUGGCCUGGGAGUUCCCUUUAUUAUGAAGUGGAAAUUCUGAGCCAUGACAGCAAUUCCCAGCUUUACAUUGUAAAAUACAAAGAUGGGACCGAACUUGAACUGAAAGAGAGUGAUAUCAAGCCUUUACAUUCCUUUAAGCAAAGGAAAAGUGGUUCAACUUCCAGUUCUCCCUCCAGACGCCGAGGGAGUCGGUCACGAUCAAGGUCACAGUCACGGUCACGCUCCAGAUCCCCUGGCCGAGCACUAAAAAGUACCCGCCGAUCUGCCUCUGCUUCGCACCAGGUUGACAUUAAGGAAAUGAGGAAGGAGGUGCUAGAAGUGAAGUUGACUCCACUGGUGUUGCCAUUUAGAAAUAGCAUCAACAGAUACAAUGGCGAGCCUGAGCACAGAGAGAGGAAUGACAUACCUCACCAAAACACGCAGGAAAAAUUCCAUAUGUCUGAAGAAAGUAGUUAUAUACCUGCACAGUACAGCCUUCGUCCAAGAAGAGAAGAAACCAAGUUGAAAGAAAUAGAUUCUAUGGAAGAAAAAAUUGUUACAAGAGCAUCUCCAUCGCUGAGAACCUUUGAAGUGACAGCUGCACAGAAGAAGGACUUAGAGUUUGGAGGAGUACCUGGUGUGUUUCUCAUCAUGCUCGGCCUGCCUGCCUUCCUCUUCCUGCUGCUGCUGCUGUGUACACAGGAAGAGCCCAGUCUUCUGAAUUUCCCACCUCCUUUGCCAGCUCUGUAUGAAUUAUGGGAAACCAGAGUGUUCGGUGUCUACCUCCUCUGGUUUUUUGUCCAGGCUCUGUUCUACUUGCUGCCAAUUGGGAAGGUUGUAGAAGGAACACCUCUUUCCGAUGGAAGAAGACUCAAGUAUAGAUUAAAUGGAUUCUAUGCUUUUAUCCUCACGGCUGCUGUUGUUGGAGCAUCUCUCUUCUGGGGCGUAACGCUCUCUUAUGUGUAUGAUCAUUUCCUUCAGUUAGCACUGGCAGCCAUUGUGUUUUCUGUGCUCUUGAGUGUUUAUCUCUACAUGCGGGCUUUGCGAGCACCCUGGGAUGAACUGUCGCCGGCCAGCUCUGGAAACGUCAUCUAUGAUUUCUUCAUUGGCCGUGAAUUAAAUCCUCGGAUUGGUAUUUUUGAUCUGAAAUACUUUUGUGAAUUGCGCCCUGGAUUGAUCGGAUGGGUGGUUAUUAACUUGGUGAUGCUUUUGACUGAGAUGAAGGAUCGCGAUCAUGCAACUCCGUCCCUGGCGAUGAUUUUGGUUAAUAGUUUCCAGCUCUUAUAUGUGGUGGAUGCACUCUGGAAUGAGGAAGCAGUGUUGACCACCAUGGACAUUACCCAGGACGGAUUUGGGUUCAUGCUGGCUUUCGGGGACCUAGUGUGGGUUCCAUUCAUCUACAGCUUCCAAGCCUUUUAUUUAGUCCAUCAUCCAAACGAAGUGUCUUGGCCGGUGGCUUCUCUAAUUAUUGCUGUGAAACUUUGUGGAUAUGUCAUCUUUCGAUGUGCAAAUUCUCAGAAAAAUGCAUUCCGGAAAAAUCCCACUGAUCCAAAGCUUGCACAUUUAAAAAUCAUCCAUACUUCAACAGGAAAAAAUCUUCUGGUUUCUGGAUGGUGGGGCUUUGUUCGACACCCCAAUUACUUGGGUGAUCUCAUCAUGGCCCUGGCGUGGUCCCUUCCAUGUGGUUUUAAUCACAUUCUGCCUUAUUUCUAUGUGAUUUACUUCACCGUGCUGCUUGUCCACCGAGAAGCCCGCGAUGAGCGCCAGUGUAAGAAGAAAUACGGUGUGGCGUGGGAGAAGUACUGCCAGCGCGUGCCUUACCGUAUAGUUCCUUACGUUUACUGAUUCUGGGCUAGCCCGUUUCUUAAAUGCUCCCGCAGCUCUGCCUUCCGUUUGCAAAACCAAGGGAAAAAAAAUUCCAAAAAGGAACCUUCCUUUGCACUGAGAGGAUCUCUGGGCUUCUUUUUCUUUUCAAGUCAGGACGAUAGAGCCAAGUAGUCUUGAUUAAAUCAUUAACAUUGACAGAAGGAAAAAUAUAAAUAAAGGUGGUAAGAUGUCUCAUUCUAAUAGGAAAUGUUCAAUCCUUAAAACUCUGUACACAGAAAACAGUCUUAAAAAUGCACUGGGAAGAGUACUAUUGAUGUUUAUGGGUUUUGAUUGUUUUUCAGAUUUUGAUCUUUUUGUUUUCUCAGUUGCUUCUUAAAUGAAAACACUUACAUUUAAAGUCCAUGUAUGUUUUAUUGUAUUGAGAGUAGGAUUUUCAUUCAUUUCCCUUUAUAGUAAAUCGUUUACUAGUUAAUGUGAUUUGAAAAUAAGAACCAGAUUUAUAUUAAAUGCUGUAUGUGAAGAAGGUUGAAAGAUUAUUAUUAGUAAGCACUGGUUUAAGGGAAACCAUUAAGUAUUUUGCUUAACCUAAACUUCUAAAACUAUGUUUGAAAAUGUAAAUACAUAGCUUUUAUGUAAUAUAUGGUGACUUCAGAUUUUUCUGUACAGUAUUUUGAAUGUGGAAUAAUUGUCAGGAUGAAAUAUCUUUUUAACAAAAACAUUUGCAGUAUUUUAAAUUAAGUUUUGUAAAGUAACACAUAUGAAGUAAAAUUUUUGAAACAAUUAGAAUUCAUUUACUAUUGUGUUAAGGAUGCUAUUAAGACAUAGGAGGGGUAUUUUUCUUAAUCCAAAGUUUGCGAAUUUGGCUUUUCUACCUCAAUUGCAGGUGUUUGCCUUUAUAAACUUUUGCAAAUAGAAAAAAAUAGAAUAAAUAUAUAUUUUUGGAGUAACAUCACUAUUUAAACAUUUUUACACACACUGGUGGUUGAAAAUUUGCCAUUUCUGGAUAAUAUUUUUGUAUGUUUUUGACUUUUUUAAUUGAAGUGUGUUUUUGCUACUGUUUAGCUCAUGCAGUUUAUACUGUAUUUUGUAUAUCCUUUGUAUUUACAGAACUCUACUCCCUAUAAAGGAAGUGUUGUGUUCAUCUUUAGAAGUCUAUUCAUCUAAAAACAAUUUAAGGGACUAGUUUAAAAUCAUUUCUUUCUUUAGUUUAAUAGAUGUGAAUAAGGUAGCUUUAGCUAUUAAACUCUAGUUAAGUUGCUAUAGCCUCACUGUUAAUUGUUCUGUGAUGGGAGAGCAGAAUCACUCAACUCACCGUCCUCAGAAUCGGCACCACAGGGGGAUGUAAUCAAUUCAAUGUACAUGUUGGGUUUUUAAUUAUACAUUUUAUAUGUGAGCCAUUUGGAUACCAGUGUUCAUAAUUUAGCUCAUGUUGUUGUGAUCAUGGGGCUGGGUGCUCUAGCAUUCUGCGUCCGGUAGUCUCACACACUGUUCCGGUGACAUUGGCAGUAGCAUUAGUACUAUGCAUGCAGGCAGGUUUUUGUUACGCUGCUCUCCUGGCACCAGAAAGUGGUGUCCCAGAUGAGAUGCACCACGGGAAUGGGGGGGGGGGGGGAGGAAGGCCUUUCACCUCCCUGAUGGAGAAGGGAGCCUGUUACUAGCACAGUGCUGCAGUUUCUGGGUACCAGCUAUAAUUUGUUUUUGACAUGUUUAUUUGACAAGUUUUAUAAUGCAGUUUUUUAAGUUGGAAAUAAAGUUGAAAUGAAAAGAUG
Molecule: messenger RNA, 3741 nt
Organism: Hipposideros armiger (great roundleaf bat)
Lineage: Eukaryota; Metazoa; Chordata; Mammalia; Chiroptera; Hipposideridae
Gene: LBR
Product: lamin B receptor
Exons: 14
Coding region: 122-1990 (622 amino acids)
Biological process (GO): cholesterol biosynthetic process
Cellular component (GO): nuclear inner membrane
Molecular function (GO): Delta14-sterol reductase activity
Source: RefSeq, a predicted model, not a curated record